AUUAAAAUGAAAAGUUACUUAUAAAAGAACUAAAUGAAAAAGAAAAAAAAUACAAUAUGGCGAGUGAUUAAAGAAAUAAUUUAAAAAAACAAAAAACGAGAAGCAGAGGAAAACUGGCGCCGACCACCCUCUAUAGCUCGUUCUCACCUUCCGCCAUCUCUCUCUCUCUCUCUCUCACACACACACACACACACACACAGAGAUAUACACAAUGCAAAACAGACCUCUCUCUCUAUCUCUCUGAACCAGAAAUUGUGCAACAAUUGAACGCGUGAGCUAAUCAAAACGGCCUCUUUGGAACUCCCAAGAAGUAAACCAAAACGGAAAGGCGUUGCUUGCACGAUCUCUCCGUCUCUCUCUCCCGUAUAUAAAUGUGUGAUCUUUUGAAAACGAUCGUUUCGAAAUGGAGAAUUGAAUAAACGAAUAAUUGACGGAUAAGUAAAGAAGAAGGAAAAAGAAGGGACAGGAAAAGUUGCACGCUUAGUGUUUGUUGCAAGGUUUCGGAAGCCGGGUGUUGAUCAGGUACCGAUUUUAGGUUGCCUUUUUCCCUCUGUUUUUGAGGCUGCGAUUGUUUUUUGAGAUGGAAUUUUGUGUGCGGAUCAUGUGGUUGCUGUUUUAUUGAAUUACCUCAUCUGCCAUUUUUUAUUAGGUUUUUGUAAUUGGGGUUUUUUGUUAAUCGUCUCUAUAAUCUGCCUUUGGCUUGGGAAAAGGUUUGUUUCGAAUUUGUUUGUGCUGAAAUGUUUGUUUUGAUGUUUAUUUUGUCUGUUACGUUAGGUUGAGGAAUUUCCUCUAAUCCUCUCUCGGCAUUGAACACUAGAUGAUGGUAUUAGAAUCAUUGAUUUCAUUAUAUUCACAUGAAUUGUUUUUGGAGAGAGGCUAGGAAGGGCCCUAAAUCAUUGUUUACUUUUUUUUUCCCUUCCUUUUUUCUUUCUUUCAUGGUAGAGGCCAUUGGCAUUCAUUUAAUUGUUUAUUUGUAUGUUUUCUUGUGUUGUAGGAUUCUUGUUUCCCAGUUCUCUAUCACAAUUUCUGUUUGCAUGGCUGAAGUAAGUGUUGAUUCUCUGGUUACUCCCGAAAAAGAUAAAUUAGAUGGGAAAAUAAACGAAGGUUCUGAUGGGAAUCAGGAUUCUCUGAGUAAUGGGCGCAGCACUGAUACCCCUCCUCUUAGAGCAUCUGUUGGUUCCUACCAUGCUGGACACAGUUCCUUGAGGAGUUCUGCAGACAAAUCGGAGUCUGCCAACAGUAGUCAGAAAGCGGUUCCUCGUUAUCUCAGAGCAUCUACUGGCUCUUGCCAUGAUUUCUGUAAAUUUGGAAAACAACAUUCAAUUGAAACUAAAGCAAGGAAGCCCGUUCGGAAAAGGAUUGAAAAACUGUCUCCUGCUCAGAUACCUGUUGAGAUAUUUGUUUCAGGUGGCAAGAAGGAGGAGGAGGUGGUUUCAGGUGGCAAGAAGGAGGAGGUGGUUUCAGGUGGCAAGAAGAAGGAAGAGGUGGUUUCAGGUGGCAAGAAGAAGGAAGAGGUGGUUUCAGGUGGCGAGAAGAAGGAAGAAGUCGUUAAUCAUGGACCUUCAAUAGAUAAAAAAGUCCAUUCAACUGGCAAGAAGCCAUCCCUUGAUACCAAAUCUUAUCCCACAAAACCAAGGACAUCCUUGACCUUGAGUAAGGAAAAGGCUACAAAGCACAAUCCUUCAACAUAUACCAACAACCAUUCACCUAGUGUUCCUUCUCCUCAUAAGAAAUCCAAUAUGCAGAAGCCUAAAUUGUCCACUUAUCCCUCAAAGCAAAAUGACUCUUCUGGCAGUAAGACUCUUUUGCCGAAAUGUAAGUCUUCAUCUGCUAAGAAAUCUCCUUCAGUGGAUCCCCCUGAAAUUGUAAAGAGUGUAUUCUUUCCCUAUACAGAAGUUGAAGAUUCAGUAAAACAAGGUUCCUCGACUGAUGAUAAAAUAUCAAGAACUGAAAAAAAGGCAACUUCUGUGGCCAAGCUGCAGAAGUCUCCUGUGAAGUUGAAGCCUGUUGUGAAGUUGAAGCCUGUUAAGGUUAAGCCAUCAUCUGCACCUGAUGAUUCAGAUACUGAAAAAAAGGCAACUUCUGUGGCCAAGCAGCAGAAGUCUCCAGUGAAGUUGAAGCCUGUUAAGGUUAAGCCAUCAUCUGCACCUGAUGAUUCAGAUAGUAUGCAUGGCAAAGGUGGAAGAAACAGCAAUGCUCAAACAGGCAGAAAAUUGAUGACGGCCAAAGCAUCUGCAAAGAAAAUAUUGGCACCUCCUUCUGGUACUCUGCCGUCUAAGCUUCCUUUGAAAAAGACGGCACAAUUCAAUUCAGGAAAACCUGGAAACUUGAAAUUGGUGUCUCCUCUAAAGGAUCGGAAUAGGAUACGAAGGGUUAAUACUAAGACAUCUGAGAAUGAGAAGGUUACUGAGAAAAUGCUGCAUGUAAUCGGGGUGGAAACUGGGAACAAUGUCUCCAAGCCUAUCCCAGGUGAUAAUGUCAGUUCAUCACCUCAGUCUCCACUAUCAGCGGAAUCAUUGUCUCAUGGAAAAUCUUUGUCAUUAUCGUCUUAUGAAGAUGACAAUUCAGAUUCGGAGGAGAGUGCUGUUGAAACAGACAAAUUAAUCUCCAAGAACUCGCUGGAGACUGGCAAGGAAGCACCUGUGAAAGAGAAUCAUAAGAAGACAAUACGAAAGAUUAGGGGGGUUGUUCCUGAAGUUAAACAUGUCUCUCCUGUGAAGGUGAAGUUCAGAAUAGGGAAGGUAGUGGAACUUCAGUCUGAUAAUAAUACGCCUAGGAAACUUAGAUUUAGGAGGGCAAGGGUCCUAGGAGUGGAAGAAAGUAAAGGUGAUUUGAGGAGGAAAACCACGAAAAAGACUGGGGUCACUAGUGACACAGCUGGUACAGGGGUUUCGUCUCAGAAGGUUGUUUUGAAGCAUCAAGAUGUAGUAGGGAAGAAAGAUGCUCAAGGUUUGUUGAAUAAUGUCAUCGAGGAGACAGCAAGUAAACUUGUCGAAAGUAGGAAAAGUAAAGUUAAAGCCCUGGUGGGAGCUUUUGAAACUGUUAUCUCUCUACAAGAAAGUAAACCGUCCACACAGGUUGUCAAUUAAUUGUGAAUAAUUUCUUAUCAUGUUUCUGACAGUAUAGAGUGAUUCGUAGGAGAAUAAUGGUGAGGUGUGAAUAGAGAAGUCGCGUCUGCUUGAUACUACUGAUCCGUGCAAGUAGCUGAGGUUAGUACUAGAAAGCCUCGGUGGCUUUGUUGUACGGUGUUCUCGUGUUGAGUGGUUUGUGUAGCAUUCUCGAUCAAAGCUCGGAAACCACUCUCAGAGGCUUGUCUUUUUUAUGUCUUCUUUCUUAGCUUUUUAGACUGAAAGGGAAGUGGAGAUGGUAAAGUACAAAGGUUUUUGGACAUAGUUGUCUUCCAUGAGUUGAUGAAACUUGGUAUAACUUUUUUAUGUUUGUUUUGGAGUCGACAAGACACAUGCUUUGUGUUGGUUUUGUAGUGACUUUCUGGCUUUGAAUUGAAGAGUUUUAGGCAUCUAAUUGAUGAUGGAUGGCUUAUUUCUUC
This is a messenger RNA of Salvia miltiorrhiza (redroot sage), 3547 nucleotides long. RefSeq lists its product as uncharacterized. The transcript has 3 exons. Gene Ontology annotation, molecular function: calmodulin binding. Lineage: Eukaryota; Viridiplantae; Streptophyta; Magnoliopsida; Lamiales; Lamiaceae. The coding region runs from base 855 to 3089 and encodes 744 amino acids. The record is from RefSeq and is a predicted model, not a curated record.